Messenger RNA from Dromaius novaehollandiae (emu), 8109 nucleotides. RefSeq names its product PH domain and leucine rich repeat protein phosphatase 2 (gene PHLPP2). The transcript is spliced from 19 exons. Lineage: Eukaryota; Metazoa; Chordata; Aves; Casuariiformes; Dromaiidae. The record is from RefSeq and is a predicted model, not a curated record. Gene Ontology annotation, molecular function: protein binding. Bases 48 to 4103 code for a protein of 1351 amino acids.
GGGCCGGGGCCGCCGCCGCCGCCCGAGGUCUCGCCGUCCGGCCGGUGAUGGGGGAGGCCGGGCCGGGGCCGGGGCCGGGGCCGGGGCCCAGGGAGGCGCCGCAGCCCGAGGAGGACGAGGCGGCGGCGGCUCCGGGCGGCGCGCGGGGGGGCCGGGCCGGGCCCCGCGGCGGCAUCCGGGUGCUGAAGAGAAACGUGAAGCGCAAUGGGAGCAGAAGCUGCUUGAACAGGAGUCGGUUUGGUUCCCGUGAGAGGGACUGGCUGAAAGAGGACGUUGGACGAGGCUGCGUAUAUAUUUAUGGAGGAGAUUCUUCAGUUACUGCUUCUUCUGACUUGCACUUGGUCCUUUGUACGGUGGACACCCCGGUAUCUGAGAUAUGUGAUGGAGAAGAGAGGGAAAACCUCUUUCUGCAGCUUCACGGAGACCUGGUCAGGAGACUGGAGCCCACGGAAAAACCCCUUCAGAUUGUGUAUGACUACUUGGCUGGGUUAGGUUUUGAGGAUCCUGCCAGAAUGCAGGAAGAAGCAGCAAACUCUGAUCUCAGCUGUAUGAUUCGCUUUUACAGUGAAAAGCCAUGCCAAGUGGAGCAGUUAGAUCGCAUCUUGCUCUCUGGAGUCUAUAAUGUGCGCAAAGGAAAGACCCAGCUGCACAAAUGGGCAGAACGCUUGGUGAUUCUCUGUGGUACCUGCCUCAUUGUGUCCUCUGUGAAAGACAGCCACACAGGGAAGAUGCACAUCUUGCCUCUCAUUGGAGGAAAGGUGGAAGAGAUGAAACGUCGGCAGUAUACGCUUGCUUUUACAUCUGCUGGAGCCCAAGCACAAACGUACCAUGUUUCCUUUGAAACGCUGGCAGAAUGUCAGCGGUGGCACCGACAGGCAUCCACGGUUGCGUCUCUGCGACUUAGCAUGGUUGAUCUUUCGUGCUACAGCCUCGAGGAAGUACCUGAGCACCUCUUCUACAGUCAGGACAUCACCUACCUCAACCUACGACACAAUUUUAUGAGACCAAGUGGAGCAGGGAGUCUUGACUCUCUUUGCAGGUUUUCUCAGUUGAAGAGCCUGAACCUGUCUCAUAAUAGACUGGGAGAGUUUCCUGUAUCACUGUGUGAGAUCUCUACUCUGACAGAGCUCAAUAUUUCCUGUAAUGGACUUCACCACUUGCCAAGCCAGAUUGGCAAACUGCUGAAUCUCCAGACCUUCUUACUUGAUGGAAAUUUUCUCACAUCCCUACCAGAAGAGCUGGGAAGUCUGCAGCAGCUUAGUUGCCUUGGGCUUUCCUUCAAUAACUUCUGUGAGCUGCCAGCAAUUUGUGAGAAACUGAUUCUCUUGGACAAACUAGCCCUGGCAGGGAACUUGCUGGAGACCCUGGAUCUUGCAGCGCUGAACCGUAUGAGCCACAUCAAAAAUGUAGAUCUGAGGCUGAACAACCUGAAGAGAGCAGCAGUUGACAGCCUGGAGGGGAAUAAAUCUGUGACCUACAUGGAUUUACGAGACAAUCAGUUGACGUGUCUGGAUCUGAGCUCCCUGAGCAGCCUGGAGCAGCUGCACUGUGAACGGAAUAAGCUGAAAGAGUUGACGCUGAGUGGUUUCUCCCUUCGGGCCCUCUAUGCCAACAGCAACUGUCUGACAGCCGUCAGUGUUUAUCCAGUUCCUGGUCAACUGACAAGUCUGGAACUCUCCCACAAUCAACUGCAGUGCGUCCCAGACUGGGCCUGCGAAGCAAAGAAACUGGAGGUUUUGGAUGUGAGCUACAACCUCCUUGUGGAGCUCCCGUCAAGGAUCCUCAGCAGCCUGAGCCUUCGGAAGUUGAUGGUGGGGCACAAUCAUCUGCAGACCCUUCCACCUCUGCUAGAACACAUUCCACUGGAGGUGCUGGACCUUCAGCACAACCUGGUUACGAAACUCCCUGAGACACUCUUUCUCAAGGCUCUGAACCUCAGGUACCUGAAUGCAUCUGCAAACAGCCUGGAGUCCUUGCCCUCUGCAUGUACAGGGGAGGAGAGUCUGAGCACGCUGCAGCUGCUGUACUUGACCAAUAAUAACCUCACAGAUCAAUGCAUCCCUGUCUUGGUGGGACACCUGAACCUACGGAUCCUUCAUCUGGCAAACAACAAUCUACAGACCUUCCCUGCAAGCAAACUGAGUAAGCUGGAGCGCUUGGAAGAGCUGAAUCUCAGCGGCAACAAACUGAAAACAAUUCCCACAACGGUGGCAAGCUGCAAGCUACUUCAUACACUUAUUGCACACUCUAAUGAAAUCAGCAUCUUUCCAGAGAUCCUGCAUUUGCCUCAUAUUCAGUUUGUAGACUUGAGCUGCAACGAAUUAACUGAAAUCCUGAUCCCUGAGGCACUGCCCGGUGCCUUGCAAGAGUUGGACCUGACCGGAAACACAAACCUGGUGCUAGAACACAAGACACUGGACAUCUUCAGUCACAUUACCACACUGAAGAUUGAUGCUAAGCCCUCCCUCACAGCAGACUCAGGACUCACUUCUACCUUCUGGAGUCAUGGGGUAGCUGAGAUGGCAGGCCAAAGAAAUAAGCUGUGUGUGUCAUCCCUGGCCCUGGGGAGCUUUGCAGAGGGGGUGGAGGCUGUGUAUGGCAUGUUUGAUGGUGACAAAAACGAGGAGUUGCCACGCCUGCUGCAGUGUACCAUGGCCGAUGUGCUCCUGGAGGAGGUACAGCAGUCAGACAUGAUGUUCAUGUCCAACACCUUCUUGGUCUCCCACAGGAAGCUGGGCAUGGCUGGGCAGAAGCUGGGCUGCUCUGCUGUCCUUUGCUAUAUUCGUCGUGAUGUGGCUGAUCCAGCCAGCAGCUUUUCUCUGACGGUGGCCAAUGUGGGGACGUGCCAAGCCAUUCUGUGCCGAAAUGGAAAACCACUGCCCCUCUCCAAGGUCUUCAGUCUUGAACAAUGUUUGGAAGAAGCCAAGAGAGUCAAGGAGCAAAAAGCCAUUAUAACAGAGGACAACAAGGUUAAUGGUGUGACUUGCUGUACUCGAAUGCUGGGCUGCACGUACUUGCAUCCCUGGAUCCUGCCCAAGCCACAUAUCAGUUCCAUUCCACUGACUGUACAAGAUGAGCUGCUGCUUCUGGGGAACAAAGCUCUCUGGGAAUACCUUUCUUACACGGAGGCCGUCUCAGCUGUGCGCCAUCUACAUGACCCGCUAGCUGCCGCAAAGAAACUCUGCACUUUAGCCCAAAGCUAUGGUUGCCAAGACAAUGUAGGUGCAAUGGUGGUGUGCCUGAACAUUAGCGAGGACAGCUGCACUUGCGAGAUGCAUGGACUCACCCUGCCAGGCCCUGGGGGGUUUAGUUCAACCACCACCAAACUAGUAACACCUUCCUCUAGCAGUGGAAUUGCUUCAGAGUUCAGCAGUGAACUGUCUGCCUCUGAGGUGAGCAGUGAGGUAGGCUCUACUGCUUCAGAUGAACACAGUGCUGCUGGGCUUGAGGGCAGCUCGCUACCACGACAAGAGCGGCGUUGCAGCCUACAUCCUGUACCCCCCUCCAGCAUCUUUCAGCGCCAACCUUCCUGUGCCACCUUCUCUAGUAACCAGUCUGACAACGGGCUGGAUAGCGACGACGAGCAGCCUGUGGAAGGCGUCAUGACGAAUGGCAGUAAAGUGGAGGUGGAGGUGGACAUCCACUGUUGUAAAGGAAAGGGGCUGGAGUUUGAACCUCCUGCUGCGGAGUACAGCUCCUCUGCUGCAGUGCCAGAGGAUGACUCUGACGGGCUCGUCCUCAUGAUCCAGAGACAGAACAGUGUAAACAGCAACACUGCGCAGGCAGGAGUCAAGGAGAAGUGUGAACUGCAGAAAUCACCUUCCACGUGCUGUCUCUAUGGAAAGAAGCUUUCCAAUGGCUCCAUAGUGCCCUUGGAGGAGAGCCUCGACCUCAUCGAAGUAGCCACAGAGGCACCCAAGAAGAAAACAGGCUAUUUUGCUGCUCCAUCCCAGAUGGAGCCAGAGGAUCAGUUUGUGGUGCCACCUGAUCUGGAGGAGGAGGUGAAGGAACAAAUGAAGCAGCACCAGGAGAAUGGAGCAGAUCAGGAGCAGAAAGAGGAGCCUGCAGUGGCUCUGCCAGAGGAGUUUGAUACGGCUUUGUAACCUUAAAGUACUGCUCCCACAUUGUGUGUCCCAGGAAGCCCUGUCCCAUAAGGGUUGUCUUGCCCUCCAAGGGGAGCUGGGAUCUGUAAGGAGUACAGGCAUGUACUGCUUCCUCAGUGGAGUAGAGGAAGAUGUGGGAAUGCUAAGGUCUGGGCUGUCUGCUUUUCAUUGUAGAGCCUCAGCUGUUCUGUGAGCACUCAGACCAGCAGCUGAGCUCUGUUAGGGGCUGCCUGGGAACUGUGCAAGUGCUAGGAAGAAGGCGGGUGUUCCAACACCCGCCAGCAACUCCUCCCCCCGAGGUUCUGCCAGCUCUGCAGGUGAGGGGCUGGCAUCUGUGGGGGGGCGAGGAGGCUGCUAAGGCACACAUGCAGCAUUCAGUCAUGUGCAUAUUUCUGACCCAGCCCGCUGACAGCACCUGACUUUGUUUUUCCUUGAAAGAAUACAGCCAGUUGCAAUGAAGCUGACCCAAGAAUGGUUUCCUACAUGCAUUGCAAGCACUUUCAUUGAUUGCACUCAGGCUGUUCUCCUCCCCAUCAGCCCAGCACUUUAUUACUUAGGGUCAGGGGAGAGAGCACUCCAGUGCCCCUUUCCGCAGGAGAUGUGGGAGGGGCGUUUCUCAGUGGGUGUUGUUAGGGCCCUGGAGGACUCAGGGUGCAGGUGCCCUCCUGAUAAGCACUGGUGCAGGGAAGAGUAAGGGGUUUGAUGGGGUCAGCCUAGGCAGGAUGAGCAAAUACACAGCGGGGCCACAAGUGGAUGCCUGCUGAUGUUUUACAUGGAGCACAGGAGAGAUCAGCAGUGGGCUUGUUGAUUGAUGUGAUCUGUAGAGGUAGUGCUUAUAGCUGCAGGGCUCAGACCCAUCCCAGCAGCUCGGCCACCUCCAUCAUGGAAGUGUUACUGUAGAGGAUUCCUAUAUCCAGAAGAUAGGAAAUGAAACCAAGAGCUCCUGCUCAUUUUGGUGAGGUACUUAGUCUACAGGAAAUGCAGAUGUGAGCAGUGGUGCGCUGGUCUAAGGCUAGCGAAUAGUUGGGCUGCCCCUCAUGUGCUGGGGAAGCAUACACUGAUCUAUUCCACCAACAUAAACCUCUUCAGCCACAGCAUCUUUGCUUGCCUCUGAAAGCAGGAGUCAUUUUGCAAAUCCACAGCCACCUGCAUUUCAUAGUACAUGCCCAAAUUGGCAGCAAACAAGGUGAAAGCAUACUUGUUUCUGCUUAGUUUUCAAUGCAAAAGGAAAAAUAGAUUUUUUUUUCACCUUCAGAACAUCUUUAUCAGCACUGGGAAGGAGAUGCUUAAAACAGUUCCACUGAUGGUGAACUGGCCAGUGUCCGCUCAGCAGAGGCACUGCGAUUCCUUUAAGGUUUUUGACGCAGGGCAUCAGUCGGCUGCCUCUGUCGUCAUCUUCAGGAAGAGACCGCCGCUGUAGCGUGCAGAUGUCCUCCUCAGCGGGCAGGGCGCCGGGCGGCAGCUGCCCCAGUCUUGUCAAAGGUGGGAUAACCCUGACUGUAACAUGGGCUAGUGCCUUUUCUUCUUUAUUAAUCUUAUUUAUGAAGAAGAACCUGAAAGUUUUUUCUCAAGAGUUCUGAAGGAUUUGAGCUGUGUAUUUUGGAUGAAAUUCAGGCCUUGCUCAAAAGGAAAUAUUGUGUAGACCACUUGUUGGAUUCUGACAACAUAGAUUUCAUGACAAAAUCUAACAGAGUUUUACUCAGAUUUCAGAGCUCCUUGAAUUUCUUUUCACUCGGGAAAAAAAAUCUAUUUUUACCACACAGAAGCAAACAACUUUUUAGGAUAUACCUUGUGCUAGUCACCAUGUAAUCAUAAGACAAAACAACACAACUUUUUCCAAAGUUUAAACCCACUUGAAUUCUGUUUGGUUUUAAACAUCCAUUUCAUUUGGAAAUAGAGAGAAAAACUUAUUCUUAGAAUUACAGGAACAGCAGCAUUUUGAAUCCUUAAGAAUCAACAGCAGAAAAGGAUUUAAAAGCUAAAAAUAAAAAUUCUUUCAGGUUCUCUUCAUGUAAGUAUGCAGAAAAGGCUCAUCCCAGUAUGUUUGACAGUUACCUUUAAUUCUUUCACUGGUGAUAAUUUUAUCAGAAACCUGUGCCCAACCCAUCAGUUUCUGAAACCUGACAACAGGGCUGCAAAACAGCCUCUGUUCAGUGUGAAGCUGAUGCAGAAACGUGCCCCAUUUUCUGCAUAAGACUGUGACAAACUUUGCACUAGGAGAGUGGCACAUGUUAAUGCAAAUCGGGUCUCUGUUUCUUGCACUGAUGUGGAAAAUCCGGUGGGUCCUUGCCAGUCUGAACCAGUAGCACUGCAGGAAGUCUGUCAUGAAUGGCUCUAUUCAGCUCAGUGGGGAAAGGACAGGAUUAAGCAAGACGGAAAGCUCCAUCUUGGAGCAUGCAAGAUGGCUGAGCUGCUCCUCCGCACGGGAGCGGCAACACGGAGCACAAGGAAUUCCCACUUAGCCUUUUCUCCAAUGCUGUGUCUAGCUUUGAAGCAGAAAGGAAGUUUAUUACAACCGGCUGCUAUUUUCUGUGGGUGUGAACUGGCAGAACAUGACUUGUUCUCUCAAACACUAGGCAGAAUCCACAGCUUCCUCUGGUCUCUCUGCACUGAUGUUAUGAACUGCGUGUCUGGUUCUGCGCAGCACAGCCUGAGCGCUCCCCUCCACCGCCUGUUUUCCUGCCUCCCUGGAGGCAGGAAACCUCUACCUUGUCUUCCUCACCCCCCCUUUGAACACCACCAUAUAUUUCAAGCUCCUUAGGAGCACUGCUGUGUGUGGAACAGGUACGAAUGGACAAGCCUAGUAAUGGACUCACAGCAGGGGAUAGAAAGUGUUAACCCACGCCCCUUAGUGUUAUUUUCUAGUCUCUUCUCUGAAUUUUGUAUGUGGUUGUUGCACAGAUGCACAGCACUGAGAACGUCCCAUUCAUCAAUUAUCAGGAUAAAUGAACUUACUGUUGGAGAGCGGUUCUUAGCUUGGGGUCAUCGGGCACGCUCUUGCCCCUGCUGAGAGCAAUGCCAGGCCUGCCACGUUCCAGGGGCCGCAGUCAGGUUUGGCCGGUGGGUUAGAGUUUAUCCGUCUCUUCAGUAAUUCUGGCCCUGCUGAUGAGCAUGCUCACCAAAAACAGGUACUUUGAAGGCACUGACCUGUCUGCUCUGUCCUUUCCGGUAAGGCUUCAGCAAAAGGAAUCAAUACGGGAUAUAUUUAGUGGGGAGUGGUUGAUGCCAGAGUAUUAAGGAUAAGGGAUAGCUUCCACAUUGCUGCCAGCACGUGGAACAAGCCAGGCAGAGGCAGCACUACAGAUUCCUGGAAUUUGAUCGGACUCCUCAACUAGAGGAGAGGGUAAAAUUUUCAAAGCAGCAGCAAGUAUUUCCCUUUCUAGGGGAAAGGCGCUUUGCGACCUGCAGUUCUGCUAGUACACAGGACAUGCAGCCACACCUACGGCCCUUGGACUUCAGGAGUUUUUGCACUCUGCCUGGCUGCUGAUGGCUUUCGCGUCACUUGCCGAAGGGCCUUCUUCAGGCAGUAGGUUCACCUCCCUGGUUUUGUGCGAUCAUUGUCUGCUGUUCUCUUGCCGUCUGAAGACUCAUAGUGUGGUUGGUUUUUUGUUUGGUUGGUUUUUUUAAUUUUUAAAUAUUACCUUUUUUAACUUGACUCACAUGAGCCAGAGCAUGUUAAAGAAAAAUUGCAGCACAUCUAUUGUUUAUAAAAUAAUCUUUUUUCAUGCUUUUUGUUUUAAAAUGGAGACAAUUUUAUGUAUUCCACUCUAGCAUGAAGCUAUAAUAAUCCCCUUUUUCAUUGUAUAUGGGAGUAGGUCAUUUAAUGAAUGCACCUUCAGCACUGUAGCCUGUGUGUGUCGCUUUGGAGAGGCAAAUGUGUAAGAUUGCUGGAAAACACUAUUCCAUUGAUUCUUUAUUCAGAUGUACAGAACAGUUCAGGAAGGAAGAAUAUUUUUGCAUCAACUUUUCAGCUGACUUAGCAAUAAAGAUUUUUACUUUCAUCUAA